AUGCCUAUGAAGUAUCACUCCAUCGCUGGCAUCGACCAGAAGGUCUGCGAGGUCAACCUCGGGACCAUGACCUGGGGAGAGCAGAACACCGAGGAGGAGGCCUUCGCGCAGCUCGACAUGGCGCUCGAGAUGGGCGUGAACUUCAUCGACACCGCUGAACUGUACCCCGUGCCGCCGAACGGCACGACCUGCGGCCGCACGGAGCGCUACAUCGGCAACUGGCUCAAGGCGCGCAACAACCGCGACAAGGUCGUCAUUGCCACCAAGGUGGCCGGCCCCGGCGCCGCACACGUCAAGGCGCACCGCACGGAGCCCCCGGCGCCCGUGGGCGACCCGUGCGAGCUCACCGCGGAGCAGAUCCACACCGCCUGCGACGCGUCGCUCAAGCGGCUCCAGACGUCGUACAUCGACAUCUACCAGCUCCACUGGCCGAGCCGGUACGCUCCGCUCUGGGGCUUCAGCCAGUUCGACCCCAGCAAGUACAAGGCGGGCGUGUCGUUCGAGGAGCAGGUCCAGGCCAUGGGCGACCUCAUCAAGGCCGGCAAGAUCAAGGCCUGGGGCCUGUCCAACGAAACGGCGUACGGCGUGACGAUGAUGUGCGAGACGGCGAAGAAGCUCGGCGUUCCGCUGCCCGUGACCAUCCAGAACGACUACUCGCUGGUCGACAGGAAGUUCGAGGUCGACACCGCCGAGGCUUGCUACCACUACGGAGUGAAGCUGCUGGCGUACGGCCCGCUCGCGGGCGGCACGCUGUCCGGCAAGCACCUCGCGGGGAAGGCCGACCCGGGCUCCCGGCACGUCAAGUUCCCCAACUUCCAGGCGCGCUACCACGACACCCCGACGAUGAAGGCCGCGGAGAAGUACGCCGCGGUUGCCAAGAAGCACGGCAUCUCCCCCACGAAGCUCGCGCUGGGCUUCUGCAAGAGCAAGUGGUUCAUGGGCGCGACGAUCAUCGGCGCCACCACGCUCGAGCAGCUCAAGGAGAACAUCCAGGCGUUCGACGAGGAGCUCCCGCAGGCCGUCCUCGACGACAUCGCGGCCGUGCACAUGGAGUGCCGCAACCCCAACUGCCGCGAUUGA
Pedinophyceae sp. YPF-701 is the source of this 1080-nucleotide messenger RNA. NCBI's taxonomy places the organism in Eukaryota, Viridiplantae, Chlorophyta, Pedinophyceae. The record is from the annotation of a GenBank genome assembly.